CUUCUCUUCCACUAUCAUGUCUGCCUCGUCAAAAGCAUCGACAACGACAACGACGACCGCAACGUCGAACUCAAUGAAGGCACAUGAUAUAGGCGAAACGUCCUCCAUCCCUUCUACCCCGCGAGACGGAACGUACAAGCCCAGCCAACCCCGUCAUCGUCCACUGACAGAGAUUAUCGGACAAACGUUCCCGUCGUUUGAUCACCAUUCCAUUGUAGUCAAGCCUUUUGAAGAAGAAUCAGCACGGGAUGCUGCCUUCUCUCAAGAACUCAGUGCGAUGUUGCUGGACGUGAUCCUCGAAACGCACGCCUGGGCAUCGGCACGACCCAAACAAGAAAGCCAAGUCGCGGUGCAGAAGUUCGAGAAAAAGAUAUCCCAAAUAAUGGGGGUCGAGAAAGAGCAAGAACAAACGCGGGAACGGCUCAACGAAUUCGUCUCUCGUAUGAAGACUGCUCUAGCUGCACUUACUGGUCUCGGUCUAUGAUAUCUCCUUUCAGUUGUGCUCGCUGUUGACUUGCUAUCGUGUAAUUGUUUAAAUGCUUCUCCGUUUUUCGUUACUGUUUGGACUCUCGCCGGCAUCAUGCAUUAUCAUCAAUACUGGAGACACCUGUACAACAGUUC
Molecule: messenger RNA, 621 nt
Organism: Guyanagaster necrorhizus
Lineage: Eukaryota; Fungi; Basidiomycota; Agaricomycetes; Agaricales; Physalacriaceae
Exons: 3
Coding region: 17-484 (155 amino acids)
Source: RefSeq, a predicted model, not a curated record